AUGGCUUCCACCGUCCCCUUCUCGCCGGCCAAGGUCCAGAUGCUCAAGGCGACCAACUGCCACGGCCACGCGGCCUUCGGCAGCUGUUUCGCCGUCCCAAGAACCGGGCCAAAGCAGCGUUCCCUGGCCGUCAGGGUCAGCAGCGAGCAGGAGGCGGCCGCCGCCGUCAGGGCGCCGUCGGGGAGGAGCAUCGAGGAGUGCGAGGCCGACGCCGUCGCCGGGAGAUUCCCUGCCCCCGCGGCGUUUGUCAGACCAAAGGCCCCCGAUGGCACGCCUGAGAUCAGGCCUCUUGACAUGGCAAAGCGCCCUCGCCGCAACCGCAGGUCGCCAGCUCUUAGGGCUGCAUUCCAGGAGACAACCAUCUCGCCCGCUAAUUUGGUGCUCCCAUUGUUCAUCCACGAAGGGGAAGAGGAUGCUCCAAUUGGCGCCAUGCCCGGGUGCUUUAGGCUUGGAUGGCAGCAUGGGCUUCUUGAUGAGGUGUAUAAGGCACGCGAUGUUGGUGUUAACAGCUUUGUGCUCUUUCCAAAGGUUCCGGAUGCAUUGAAGUCUCCAACAGGAGUUGAAGCAUACAAUGACAAUGGUUUGGUUCCACGAACAAUUCGCCUGCUCAAGGAUAAGUUCCCUGAUAUUAUUGUUUACACGGAUGUUGCUUUGGACCCGUAUUCAUCUGAUGGACAUGAUGGCAUCGUGAGGGAAGAUGGAGUAAUUCUGAACGAUGAAACAGUAUAUCAGUUGUGCAAACAGGCAGUUUCACAGGCACGUGCUGGUGCCGAUGUAGUUAGUCCUAGUGACAUGAUGGAUGGUCGUGUUGGAGCAAUCCGUUCUGCUUUGGAUGCUGAGGGUUUCAAUGAUGUCUCCAUCAUGUCCUAUACUGCAAAGUACGCCAGUUCAUUUUACGGGCCAUUCCGAGAAGCUUUAGAUUCAAAUCCACGAUUUGGGGAUAAGAAAACCUAUCAGAUGAACCCAGCUAACUACAGGGAAGCUCUUCUAGAAACUGCAGCAGAUGAGGCCGAAGGGGCUGAUAUCCUUCUAGUGAAACCUGGAUUGCCGUACUUGGAUAUCAUCCGACUUCUCCGGGAUAAUUCUGCACUGCCAAUUGCUGCAUACCAGAAACCUGGACCUCGUUGUUUACUGUAUACCUCCGAUGCAGUUAAUGAAAUCGUUUUAGCAGCAGCACCCCCGCCUCUGAAGCCGGUCAUUGCACCAGAGCCGAUUGUGGUGCAGCAGCCAGCAGAAGAACUUGACUUGCCCCGUGGCGGCGUGGCCCAGGUGUCUGGCGAGUACUCGAUGAUCAAGGCCGGCGGGGCGCUGAACAUGAUCGACGAGGAGAAGGUGAUGAUGGAGUCGCUCAUGUGCCUGCGGCGAGCCGGCGCCGACGUCAUCCUCACCUACUUCGCCCGCCAGGCCGCCGUCGUCCUCUGCGGCAUGGGAUCCGCUGCCAAGUAG
Messenger RNA from Triticum turgidum subsp. durum (durum wheat), 1446 nucleotides. NCBI's taxonomy places the organism in Eukaryota, Viridiplantae, Streptophyta, Magnoliopsida, Poales, Poaceae. The record is from the annotation of a GenBank genome assembly.